AUGACAGUUGCAUUGCACUUUAGAAACCCAAGACAUGUUCACAGCUUUGCCCGGAGGAGCUUUUCGUUGUGGUCAAUGAAGAAGGACCCAUCUCUUGAAUCGGCAUUGUCUAGGAACCGCCGCUGGAUGGUGAACAAUCAAAUUAAGAACAUCAUUCUUAGGUGCCCCGGUCAGGUGGCAAAAGUUAGGUUCAUUCAGAGCAAGUUCAAGAGUCUUGAUCUUCAAGGGAAGGCUCUCAAUUGGCUUAAAAAAUAUCCUUGCUGGUUUGAGGUCUAUCUGCGCGGCGAUGAGUACCACUGCCAGCUCAGGAAACGGAUGAUGGCUUUGGUGGAAGAGGAGGAGUCUGUUAAAGAUAUGCAGGAGCCAGUGUUUGUGGAGAGAUUGGCAAAGCUACUGAUGACGAGCGGCAAUCAGAGGCUCAGUGUUGUCAAGAUUACUGAACUGAAGCGGAAUUUUGGUUUUCCGGAUGACUAUUUUCUUAGGCUUGUUCCAAAGUAUCCUGACAUGUUUCGGAUUGUAAAUUAUAGUGGCAGAAGGAGUUCCAUGGAUGUUGAGCUGGUGGCUUGGAUCAAAAAGACAUACAAAACCCCAUUGGAUAUAUAUCAAAAAAAGACAUACAAAACCCUAAUUCCCAAAGCCCUAAACUCCUUAUCACUUUGA
This is a messenger RNA of Argentina anserina (silverweed cinquefoil), 660 nucleotides long. Its product is annotated as protein ROOT PRIMORDIUM DEFECTIVE 1. Gene Ontology annotation, molecular function: RNA binding. The record is from RefSeq and is a predicted model, not a curated record. Lineage: Eukaryota; Viridiplantae; Streptophyta; Magnoliopsida; Rosales; Rosaceae.